GUAUCGCAGACGAUUAAAUGGAAAUAUUUCUUUCCCGUCAAUGAGCAACCUCAUUCAUUUGCAUCUGGUGACCUCGUGUUUGUUUCGGGUAAAUACGUGGUUGAAAAUUCAGAACAAUGUAUCACGGUCACGUACGCGAGCACUAUUGAUGAUGAAAAUCCUAACCGUGAAUUUGAUACCAGUAACGUUCCUACAUGCGUUCCUCACUGUAUGUUUUCCGUAACCGUUAAUCGUAAGCCGAAAGAACUUGAUGAAUUUAUCCAUUUCGGUGUAGAAAGCGUAGAGUAUAACCCCGUCACUGGUACACCUGAUGUUAAAAUGCAGAUGACAGUUCUUUAUUCUUGUCAUUCUACUAGAUUCCAAAAAUAUCUAGGUGCUUCUGGUUCGAAUAUCAAACUAAGAACUACUUAUUUUGUAUCGGGUCUCUUUAAGUUCUCACAAUCUGGUAAGAUGGUUAUUGAAGCAACCGAUAUCGACUAUUUGAAGACCUCAAAUGCGAACUAUAUCGCUUCUGAAAGUUCUUCCUCAGUAUUACCCGGGGCUCGUUCGAUUAUUGAUAUUGUAGCUGAUGAUAUCGAUUCUAUAACUACUCAAUCACCAUUUAAACAGCCAGGGAUUAAUUCUCCUCGUUGUGAAAAGAAGCCAUGUUAUGAAACAGAUUACGUUGACCUGGAUACUCAAGAUAACGAAAAAGAAUAUAAAUCAGAUUAUGAACGUAAUAAUGAGUUGGGUGAUGAGGGUUUUCAAGAUGACGAAGAAGAGCUGGAAGAAAACUUGCAACCUAGGAAACGAAAAAGGA
Messenger RNA from Racocetra persica, 799 nucleotides. The record is from the annotation of a GenBank genome assembly. Lineage: Eukaryota; Fungi; Glomeromycota; Glomeromycetes; Diversisporales; Gigasporaceae.